This is a messenger RNA of Schistosoma turkestanicum, 3062 nucleotides long. The record is from the annotation of a GenBank genome assembly. Lineage: Eukaryota; Metazoa; Platyhelminthes; Trematoda; Strigeidida; Schistosomatidae.
GCUCAAGGUCGUCAGUACGCAAAUCACAUUCAUUAAUGUAUGAACUGCUUGAGUACGAGGCUUCUAUUCUCGUCGACAUUCACCACGAGAGCUCAUUGUUAGUGCUUGCUGAUGGUUUGGGAAUGGAUGCAAUUAUUUAUAAUACAAUUAGAUUACAUUCAGAUCCUCACAACUUAGUGCUUGUUUCGAACUAUCGUCUUCCGGAAGCUCGUUUUUUAACAGGUAUACUGAAAAAGAAUGGAAUAAUUCAGUCUCCUGGGAUUAUUACUGCUGAGGUAAAUAAUAAGGAGCGUGAGGCAAUUUACAAGCGAGGUGGUGUGGUAUUUGUCAGUUCUCGCAUAUUAGUUGUGGAUUUACUGAUGGAAAGAAUGCCUGCUUCUUUGGUUUCCGGUGUCUUAAUUCUUCGGGCACAUGAAUUGCAUGAGGCAUGUCAAGAUAGUUUCGCUAUUCAGCUCCUCAGAGAACGCAACCCUCAGUUGUUUAUCAAGGCUUUCAGUGACAAUUCGUUAUCUUUGACCUCUGGCUACAAUCAUGCAGAAAGGAUUAUGUUGCAACUGGGUAUUACAAAGCUUGUUCUUUGGCCAAGAUUCAACCUGCAGGUUGUUUCUUGUCUAAACGAAAACCAACCUGAUGUGGAAGAAGUUCGCGUAAAGUUGACUUCAGAAAUGGUUAUUUGUCAGUCGUGUAUACUUGAUCUUAUGAAGGCGUCAUUAAAAGAAUUAUGCGAUCAAAACCCAACACUAAGUACGGAUGAUCUUACCUUAGAAAAAGCUUUGUUACCGAAUUUCGACAAUCUUAUCUCGUUAUACGUUGAUCCUUUGUGGAAUCAGCUCAGUUCGGCCAGUCGACGUCUUAUCGGAGAUAUUGCCAACCUGAGGCGUUUGCUACGACUUUUAAUUGAAGGUGAUGCUGUCAACUUUUUAACAAAUAUGGAAGGUUUACGUCAAGCAGCUUUAUCAAGUUUAGGCGUGACUCAAAAGAGUGAAAUAAAUUCAAGGAGAGCUGCUAUAAGAGGUUGUCCGAGUUGGUUUUUGAUGGAUCAAGCUGACCGUCUUUUAGCAUCUGCAAGAUCUCGUGUGUAUUCUGAUUACAGCAAAAAAUUACUAAAUGUUGAGAUUAGUCCAAAAUGGAUAGCGCUUGUUGAACUAUUAAAAGAAAUCUGUACCAAGGCAACUGAUCGAACAUUAAAUAGUACCAUAUUAAUCCUGGUCAGUCGGGAAAAUACGGCAAGAUGCCUUGGACGUUAUUUACGACGUGGAAUGCGUUCUGUUAAGAAAUUUCUUGUUCAAAAUUCAGAUUUACCCGAAUUACAGCCACAUAAAAGAGUACAGAAGCCUCCUAAAUCGAGGAAUCCAAAAUCUUCGGAAGAAUCAUCCGUAACUACUCUAACACAAAUUUACAAACAGAAUAAAUUUAAUGAAUUGUGUGAAGAUGAUAAUGACAGUUCAUCUUCAUCAGAUGAAGAUUGUAAUAUAGAAAAUACUGAGAAAAUCACCGACAACACUAAUCAUUUGCCAUUAGGAUGUCAUGAAAUUAGCAUUCAUCCUAGUUUAUUGAUGUCAUCCAAUACAAAGAUGUCUAAUUCACAUAGAGUUAUUAUACGUGCAGCACCAACAUUUUCAGGUGAUGAAAAUGGUCAGUUUUCUGGAGCAACAAAAGAUAACCAAGAUGAGUCUGAUUUAUUUGUACAACAAUACGGUUAUCGGUUAUCAUAUGUUCUAGAUAUACUCCAACCUAUUUAUGUGAUACUAUAUGAACCUAAAGUAUCGUGGGUCAGAGAAUUAGAAGUGUACAAUGCACGUCGUGUUAUUCAGCACUUCUCGAAAAAUGAAUCUUCAAAUAUGGUUGGAGAGUUUGAGAGUCCGUUUCCUUCAUUGAAAAUAUAUUUUGUACUGUAUGAAAAUUCUGUUGAAGAACAACGAUAUUUAACAAGUUUACGAAAAGAAAAAGAAGCGUUUGAAUCGCUUAUUCAACUAAGUAGCACUAUCGUUAUACCAAAAGAUGCAACAAUACCGUAUGGAAAACUAAACCCAGACAAUAAUCAAGCAGUAUCUCGUGUGAUCGUAGAUAUGCGUGAAUUUCGCAGUGAGUUACCUGCGCUUUUACACAGAAAAGGAUUAAAAGUAGAACCUAUGACUUUAAGCAUUGCAGAUUAUAUUCUUGCUCCGCAUUUAUGUGUUGAAAGGAAAUCUGUCAGCGAUCUUAUCGGCUCUCUUAACUCUGGACGACUAUUUCAUCAAGCUACUGCAAUGUCACGUCAUUAUGCAAAUCCAGUUCUCCUUAUUGAAUUUUCUAUGCCUAACAAAGUUUGUAGUCUAAAUCAUGCAAGUACAAGAGGAUUUCAUGGGAACGAAGUAGUUGGGUUUUCCUUGUAUACUGGGCGACAUGCAAUUAACCCAAGUUCAGAAUUCAAUUCCCGUCAUCUUUUAUCUAAACUUGUUUUGCUCACUAUUCACUUCCCUAAUUUGAGAAUAUUUUGGAGUAUGACCCCAUAUUGUACUGCUGAAUUGUUUGCAGAGAUCAAACUUGGUCGACCGGAACCAACUGUUGAAAAACUUCCUCAGGAUGGUGAUCAUUUAGAGGAUCAUAAUGUUGAAGCUGUUGAUAUGCUAUUGAAAUUACCUGGUAUAUCAUGGAAAAAUUAUCGGCGCAUAAUGAGUCACGUCUCUUCGUUAUACGAUUUGGUUGACUGCAGUAUGGAAAGGUUAACAGAAAUUUUAGAUAGCAGUGAAUGCGCGGCUAAACUGCACAGUUUCCUACAUUCCAAAUGUAGUGAUUUAGUUUCGAAUGUUUCGACAGCUUCAGAUAUUGUUGAUGAAUCAGUCAAAUGUCCAAAUAAACGUAAAGCCAGACUAAAUUUAGCAACCAGUGUAAGAACACGUCGUGGGAAAGGUUGUGGACAUAUGAAAAUGUAAUUCGAUUUUAAAUAAUAAAGGUAAAUACUUGUAACAUAAUACUGUACAUAAGAUGUAAUAUAAGUUCCUAUUCUAACAGUGUUCUUUAGCGUUCAUAUAGCAACUUGUUAUCGUAUUGGUUUGUAAAUUGUCUCUUUGUGAGUGAGG